Messenger RNA from Porites evermanni, 1501 nucleotides. The record is from the annotation of a GenBank genome assembly. Lineage: Eukaryota; Metazoa; Cnidaria; Anthozoa; Scleractinia; Poritidae.
AUGUCGGGAGUCCAAGUCGAUGCUGAAAUCAACGGUUUGUUUAACGAUAUGAAGAUGAGAAGCACGCACAAGUUUGCACUCUUUAACAUUGAAGGGAAGAAGAAAAUUGUUGCUGACUUGUGUGGGAAUCCAUGCAAAACUGAAACAAAAGAAGAGGAUGAAGCACAGUUCAAUAGAAUGAAGGAGCAACUCACCAAUGAGCCACGAUACAUUUUGUAUGAUUUUGGAUUUAUGAAGAAGGACGGCAGGCGACUUAAUAAGUUGGCAUUCAUCUUCUGGUGAGUGAGGCUGUUCUCCGUAUUUUUUGGUGACCGCGCAUGAAAUUUUCCUUUAGUCUCGAGAAAUUUUAGGCUGGAUUUUACUAGCUCGACAGAGUCAGAGUUGAAAGAGCAUUUUAUUUUAUUAACCUAGUAAAAACAAAAAAUCUGAGUGGUAAAGAGAGUUAUAGGUGCAACAGAAUUGGUAGCGUGCGAGACAGGCGUUUGAAAGGGGAGGGGAAGAGGAUUUCGGGCGCGCGAGGGGAGUGUAGGGAACGCCUGCAAGGACGCUAUGGGUCUUUUUCGUUUUUCACAUCUACCGGAGUGAUGAAAAAAUAAUGAUUACCUUUAUUAAUGAUACCUUAAUCCGGUUAAUUGAAGUCACAAUGACAUCGCGCUAUUUGAAUAACUUGAUCGAUCUACUAAUAACCAUAUGACGAGUGAAGCCAGAAUAUUAUAGAAACUGCAAUAAACUCAACGGAGUCAGUCGACGCCGGGAUUUGAACCUCGGCCACAUUAGUGGGAGGUGAGUGCUCUCCCCCCUGCGUCACCCUUGCUCCCUGAAUUGAUGUAUUACUAAUCAAAGUGCAUUCAUCAAGAGAUUAUUAAGUAAAAAAGGUGUUGGGACAUCUCUUUAGCUUUAGUUUGUAUGAUGAAGUACACCCUUAUUGCCUAGUUCUCAUUUCUACUUAGGAACUGUUUAUAUGACGUGAACCAACCCUGGUCUGUUUGUAGCCUGCGUAGCAAGCGUUUCCAAUAGAGUUUUUGCGCGAAAGUUAGAGCGGAAGCGAAAAAAAGGUUGAAGGGGGAAGGGAGGGUUCCUUCGUUCCCCUCCCCCUCCCCCGUCAUUCAUGUUUUUUUUGCUCUUGUCCCAGCUUUCUAGACGAACCUCGCGAGGAAACGCUUGCUACGCAGGCUAGUCUGUUUGCUGAGAUCUUCCUUCGAGCAACCAAGAUCUCGGCAAACGGGGCAGCCUGCCUUCUCAUAUAAACACAACAACAAUUUUAUACGGAAAAAGAGUAUGAGCCGAAGCAGCCCGGUUAACUUAGCUGGUUCAUCUCAUCUCCCUUUUUUGUUUCAGGUGUGACGAAAAUGCAAAGAUUGGUGACAAAAUGAUUUACGCAUCUUCUAAAGACACCAUCAAAAAGUCCUUCACUGGUUUGUCACUGGAAUUCCAAGCAAACGAUGAGGGCGAUUUGGAUUACAAAACUUUAAGUGAAGAAGUGGAAAAAAGAGCUUCAUAG